Mus pahari (shrew mouse) is the source of this 1756-nucleotide messenger RNA. It is a transcript of the gene Ppp1r17, whose product is annotated as protein phosphatase 1 regulatory subunit 17. The transcript is spliced from 5 exons. The coding region runs from base 143 to 622 and encodes 159 amino acids. Gene Ontology annotation, molecular function: protein phosphatase inhibitor activity. NCBI's taxonomy places the organism in Eukaryota, Metazoa, Chordata, Mammalia, Rodentia, Muridae. The record is from RefSeq and is a predicted model, not a curated record. Gene Ontology annotation, biological process: regulation of phosphatase activity.
GCCCCAGCACAGUGAGAAGAAUUGCCUUUACCUUCUUGGCUCAGCGCCUGCACUGAUUGUGCCAGAAAAGACUUUCUCUCUCUCUCUCUCUCUCUCUCUCUCUCUCUCUCUCUCUCUCUCUCUCUCUCUCUCUCUCCUGAGGAUGUCCACUGAGAUGAUGACCACUGAGCCAGUGCCGCCUCUGGAGCUUUCAGAUGACAUACUAGGCAAUCUCGACCCUCAGUGCAGCCCCUCAGAUGACCUUUCAGACCAGUUCAUUAAGGACUGUGACCUCAAAAAGAAGCCAAGGAAGGGGAAGAAUGUACAGGCUACUCUGAAUGUUGAGUCAGAUCAAAAGAAACCCAGAAGGAAAGAUACACCAGCAGUGCACAUCCCGCCUUUCAUCCCAGGUGUGAUUUCGGAACACUUAAUCAAAAGAUAUGAUGUUCAAGAGAGAAUUCCAAAGGGCAAAACAGGCCCAGCUCUUCGUAACACUGAUAUGGAACAAAAAAGGCCAAGGAGAAAAGACACGCCUGCCUUGCACAUGCCUCCCUUUGUUGCAGGUUUGACUCUGCUCCGGGAUGAGAGCGCCGGAGUGAUUAUGGAGGAUGAAGAAAUGGAUGGUGACAAGCUAGCUAUUUAAAGACAUCUCCCCUGAGAUUGCGUGUAAAUAGAUUACAUUGGUUCCCUAUGGCGAUCUUGAGGGAAAAAAUAGAUUUGUCUCUGCUCUCAUUUUGUCCUAGUCGACUCUGUGAUCUAGACGCCUCCUCCCCAGGAGACCUACUUCUCAGAUUGCUGGUCAGGUCGCCUCCUUGUCUUUCCUCUCUUGCUUUUUAGCCCCACCUCCUAAACUUUUCAUUUUUCUAUACAGUACAAAGGAAAGUGAUUUUUUUUCCCUCCAAAGUAAGAGAGGUGAGACCUCAGUGCUCCGUGUCUGCAAGCAAGAAAACCUGGAUAAAAGAUGGGAGGGGGAUGGGAGGCCCUCCUUUCCACCUGGUUUAGUAGCAGGGCAGUCCGAUUCAGCAUCAAACACUCAGGAAUCUGGCAGGGCCACAGCUGCUGUUAGACUGUAAGAACAUUUGGACUCUAACGCAUGGACUGCUAUGAUGAAAUGGUUUUUUCUUUUUUUCCUUCCUAUCUUGAGAGUCCAACUCUGGUCAUCUUCUCCUCUGAAGACCCUCAUUACAGAUGUUAUAAGGGUUCAAGAAGAAGCCAGCCCAUCAUGCAAGAAUAAAAGACAUCAGAGGCAGAGAAUGCUGGUCUCUCUAGGGGGGUCUUAUACUUAAUUUAUUGUUAAAAAAAGAGAGUUCUUAACUAUAUUGGUUGGUGUGAUAUUUGUGAAUUAUGUCAUAAUGGGAGGUAAAUAAAUACCAAUGAUUGUAAGGAAUUUAUUUUUUUAAAUCUAAGGCCAGUUGAAGGUUGUUCUGAUAUUUUCACCAUCUCACUUAUUUAGACUCUGAUACAUUUUCUUGUAUAAGAGGUGGUGUUGUCUAGUGAACACAGAUGUGCAUUUGGCUCCUGUGCAGCUGGCAUUCUCUGAGUGCCCAUAGGGUCUCUUUGCAUCUGUACUUCAUCAGCCAGACAGCAGACAGAGAGAAGGUGAGGACUAAACAGGAGAAAAGCACAGGAUCUAGUGCUCAGACGGAGGCAGGGACCAUGGGAUAGUUCUGUACAUACUGAGGUCCAGCUGUUUAUUAUCCUUUCUGUCUUUCUGUUCCCCUUACAGAGAUGUGAAAGAUGCAAUACAUUUCAGAAAUAAAGAUACUUCAGCAUUCAU